Penicillium waksmanii is the source of this 1074-nucleotide messenger RNA. Its product is annotated as type I glyceraldehyde-3-phosphate dehydrogenase. Gene Ontology annotation, biological process: glucose metabolic process. The transcript is spliced from 4 exons. The record is from RefSeq and is a predicted model, not a curated record. Bases 1 to 1074 code for a protein of 357 amino acids. Gene Ontology annotation, molecular function: NADP binding; oxidoreductase activity, acting on the aldehyde or oxo group of donors, NAD or NADP as acceptor; NAD binding. Lineage: Eukaryota; Fungi; Ascomycota; Eurotiomycetes; Eurotiales; Aspergillaceae.
AUGGCGCCCUCAAUCAACGACGUUCCCACUGGCCCUACAGUCCUUCCAUCGGCUUGCAAGGUCGGCAUCAAUGGCUUUGGUCGUAUCGGCCGUAAUGUCCUCCGUGCAGCUCUUGUCCGAUCCGAUAUUGACGUCGUCGCUAUCAACCACACUUGCGUCACCGUCGAAGACUUGAUCUACCUCAUCCGCUAUGACUCUUCAAUGGGUGAUCUGGAUGAGCGUACCGAUAUCCAGGCUCACUCGGACAACCUCAUCACCAUUGACGGCAAGCGAAUCGCACUUACCUCCGAACGUGACUUGAAGCAACUCAACUGGGCUACAUUGGGCGUCGACUAUGUCCUCGAGUGCACUGGCAAAUUCACAAAGCGAGACCUGGCCAUGGACCACAUCAAUUAUGGUCAGGCAAAGCGUGUCCUCAUCUCCGCCCCUAGCUCGGAUUCUCCUACUUUCGUCUACGGUGUGAACUCGGACUCUUAUACGGCCACCGAAGACUGCCGUAUCGUGUCGAACGCCAGCUGCACCACCAACUGUGUCACUCCCGUCUUGAAGGUUCUUGACGAGACUUUUGGAGUCACUCAGGGAUUCCUCACCACUAUCCAUGCUGCCACCCGAUCCCAGCAGGUUCUGGAUGGGUACAGCAAGAAGAACCGUCGUCUGGGACGAGGCGUCUUCAACAACAUCAUCCCCACAACCACUGGCGCCGCCAAAGCCGUUGCCUCUGUCCUGCCAGCCCUCAAGGGUAAGGUCACCGGCGUAUCCAUCCGUGUUCCUACUCCCAACGUAUCCAUGAUCGACCUCACAAUCAGCACAACCAAGCCCACCUCCCUCCAAGAAAUCAUCAGCGCAUUCCGCCUCGCCUCAAAGACGACCAUGGCCGGCGUCCUUCGUGUCACCGACGAAGAACUCGUCAGCCAGGACUACAACGGAUCACCAUACAGCGCCAUUAUCGAUGUGCCCGCCUGCUCGGAACUGAACCCCCAGUUCUUCAAGAUUAUGGCCUGGUACGAUAACGAGUGGGGAUACUCAAACCGCUUGUUGGAUUUGACGACUCAUGUCCAUGCCCUGGAGGCGUAG